AUGAGUUUGCACAAGGCAAGAAUAAAAGCAUUUGAAGAGAUCUUGGAAGAAGCUGUUAUUGAUUUUGAAGAACUCCAAAAAAUAGCAUUCAAUGGUAUUCCAGAUGAUAAAGGUCUACGUUCCAUAGUAUGGAGAAUAUUGCUGCAUUAUUUACCUAAAGAAAAAAAUGCAUGGGAAACAACACUUUUAAAAAAAAGGCAACUGUAUAAACAAUUCAUAGAUGAGAUAAUAGUAUCCCCUGGUGGACCUACAGACCAUCCCUUGAAUAUUAGUCCUGACAGCUCAUGGAGCACUUAUUUCAAAGAUAAUGAAGUAUUGUUGCAAAUUGACAAAGAUGUUCGAAGACUGUGCCCCGAUAUUUCUUUUUUCCAAAGCGCUACAGAAUUUCCUUGUGUAGAGAUAGUAAACAGCAAUGGAACAAAACGCUUGCAUAAACGUGUUGAGCAGUCAGUUCUUAAGUAUUCUACAUUGGAGAGGAGAGGUCUUGGAGUUGCAAAGUUGAGCAAUGAAAUAAAGCGUUCGGAUAAUAUCACAAGUGGUGACUAUGCUCCUUUAAAAGAGGGCUGCGAAGCUCACUGGGAGGUUGUAGAACGAAUGUUAUUUCUCUAUGCCAAACUUAAUCCUGGCCAGGGCUACGUGCAAGGAAUGAAUGAGAUUAUUGGGCCUAUAUACCAUACUUUUGCAAUUGAUGCUAAUAAGGAAUAUCGGCAACAUGCUGAAGCAGACUGUUUCUUUUGUUUCACGAAUCUCAUGGCGGAAAUCCGCGAUUUUUUUAUUCGGACUUUGGAUGAAACGGAAAGUGGAAUCAAUUAUAUGAUGUGCAAGUUGAGUGAUUGUGUUAAGAAGAACGAUCGCUUAGUUUGGGACCAACUGGAGCGACAGGAGUUAAGACCACAGUACUAUAGUUUCAGAUGGCUGACAUUAUUAUUGUCUCAAGAAUUUUCUUUGCCAGACGUCGAAAGAAUAUGGGAUACCUUAUUUGCCGACUCGCAAAGAUUUGAUUUUCUUAUUUACAUUUGCUGUGCCAUGAUUUUAUUAGUAAGAGGCAACCUGCUGCAUGGGGACUUCGCUUCAAACGUAAAGUUAUUACAGAGUUUUCCACCUAUGGAUGUCUCAUUGAUAUUAAACAAAGCUGUAGAAAUUUCUACCCGGUUAUCCCAAAUU
This is a messenger RNA of Iphiclides podalirius (scarce swallowtail), 1164 nucleotides long. The record is from the annotation of a GenBank genome assembly. NCBI's taxonomy places the organism in Eukaryota, Metazoa, Arthropoda, Insecta, Lepidoptera, Papilionidae.